AUGGCUACGCGCUCGACUUGGCCACUACCGCUGGAUAUGGCCUCAGGAGGAUCUGACGAACGACGGGAAACUUCGCCAGGGCACAGUGGGCACCAACAGUAUCAAACAGGGCAUCAUCUUAAUUCUCCAACAUUAUUGACAGACUGGCCGAUUCAGCAACAACCUCAGCAUUUGUCACCCCAACAACUUUCUCCUCAGCAACUGUCGCAUUUUAUUCCGGAUAACUCGUUGAUGGGACCACAGUACACAUUUGGCAGCCCAUAUCAAACAUCACCGCUCGAUUAUGGCUUACCUGCAACGACACAGGCAGCGCUCGAAGCCAGCCUUCAGAUGGACGCUCCAUUCAAUGGACUCGCACAAACGGUGGAGGCACAAGCAAACCAAUGGCAAGAUUGGCAUGAAUUCGAGUAUGCGAUGAAUUUCACGGCGAGCCAUGGACUACCAAGUAUAGGACGACAGAGCCUUGGAAGCAACUCACCGACGGGUACAUACUUGGAAGUUUUAUCAUUACCUAGUUCGAGUAGCGAUCACGGUUGGUCGACGGUCGAUACGUAUCAGGAUUACAGCACAUAUCAACAAGCGCAGAAUGCCGCAAUUUUCAACCCAGGACAGACACUACAUUUGCGAAGUCACUCGGACUCAUCUCAAUCUGACGGACAUCAAUCAAUAGAUACUUUUGGCAGUUUCGAGGAUUUAUCAUCUUACCCAUAUUCGCCAUAUUCACCGGGUUCCGACAGCUAUUUGGAUGUUACUGGUGGACAUAGGAAUUGUUUCCACGGCGAAGCGCAUCACCAUAAUCACGACAUUAUUAGCCCUGCCGCGGCUGUCCCUCCCCAACCUAUCCAAGCACCUUCAUCAAAAUCGACCGCUACUUCAACGACUUCAAACCGCGCCUCCCCAUCAAGCACCUCAUCACCACCAGCCAGAAGAAACCCCGCACCACGAAAGAGCCCUACCGCCAAAGCUAGCAAACCUGUUAUCCGCCGCACUUCCAACGGAAAGAAGGAUGGCACAACCGAGAAGCGUGUGGGCAGAAGACGUGGACCAUUACUACCAGAGCAAAGGAAACAAGCCAGCGAAAUAAGGAAACUUAGGGCUUGCUUACGUUGCAAGUUUUUGAAGAAGACUUGCGAUAAAGGUGAGCCAUGUGCUGGAUGCCAACCCUCGCAUGCUCGUUUAUGGCAGGUUCCUUGUACUCGUAUCGAUAUCAAGGAUAUUGGGUACUUUAUGAAAGACUGGAAGGCUGAUUAUGAACGUCACGUGGGUCGUGGAGUGUCGGUUUACAACAUCAAGGGUUUCUCGCAAAAAGAGGAGUUGCUCUGGAUUACCCAUGGAUAUGGAUUUGCUCUUCCGAUUAUGGCUAGAGAGGUCUAUGUGAGUGAUGACAGUUGCUUUAACGUCGACUGGGUUGAGGGUAUUCACGAAGAACCUCUUGAGUUUGAAACUCGAACGGAAAGAAUGUCAGCUGGUUCCGAAGGUGUCUCGAAUGAAGCCUUGUCAGAGUAUCUUGACAAGCAUAUUGAUGGGCCAUUUGAAGAGUUCAUUGAUGAGUACUUUGAGGGCACUCCAUUCAUUACUGAGAUCUUAAAGACUGCUCACCGCUACUACAUGAAAGAGAAGGUUUCUGUCGUCCGCAAAGCAUUGAAACUCGUUCUUGCGUAUAAUCUCACAUUACAUGUUACCAUGGUUGAGCAACGAGGAGAUGAGCACCCAAUGGAAGGAAUUAUCGACGACGAGGAUUCAAAAUUCAACGGAAAGGUCGUCGCACCGGUCAUGAUCAAUUUUCAAAUCAAAUGUGCCCUAGCCGACAUGUGGCGAGAAUUGCAAAAGGAGAUUCUCGAAGAACUAUCGUCGCUUUACUCCAGUGUCUACAGUGGUGACAGACUCAAGAACUGGCCUACUAUCUUCAUGCUUGCAUCUAUUCUCCUUGCCGUCUGGGAAGAAAUGCAAUUUGAUUGCCAUUACCGUGUUCCUGAUCAAGCCGCCGUCAAUAAAUUCUGCAACGAUAUGGAGACUACACCAGUCGGCGUUAUCGUCGGUCUCUUCCAUGCUAUUUCUCAAAAGCUCCCUGCUUUCACCGACUGGGAGACUAGAAGACAUGGACAACUCCUUAACAACAAUGUUGCAGUCUGCGAGGCCAUGACCGAAAUGAGAGGUCAUGUCACUAAGCAUGAAUCUUACCUCAAAACUCGACCAGACGCCAAGUUCGAUCGUCGUGACUUCGACUGUCUCUCCAAUAAAUUCCUCUCCAAGCUCGUCAUUCGCGCCAACUAA
Sclerotinia sclerotiorum 1980 UF-70 is the source of this 2274-nucleotide messenger RNA. RefSeq lists its product as hypothetical. Gene Ontology annotation, biological process: regulation of DNA-templated transcription. NCBI's taxonomy places the organism in Eukaryota, Fungi, Ascomycota, Leotiomycetes, Helotiales, Sclerotiniaceae. The transcript is spliced from 2 exons. The record is from RefSeq and is a predicted model, not a curated record. Bases 1 to 2274 code for a protein of 757 amino acids. Gene Ontology annotation, molecular function: DNA-binding transcription factor activity, RNA polymerase II-specific; zinc ion binding.